This is a messenger RNA of Ipomoea triloba (trilobed morning glory), 1077 nucleotides long. RefSeq lists its product as uncharacterized. Gene Ontology annotation, biological process: DNA repair; telomere maintenance. The transcript has a single exon. Gene Ontology annotation, molecular function: DNA helicase activity. The record is from RefSeq and is a predicted model, not a curated record. Bases 1 to 1077 code for a protein of 358 amino acids. NCBI's taxonomy places the organism in Eukaryota, Viridiplantae, Streptophyta, Magnoliopsida, Solanales, Convolvulaceae.
AUGCCUAUUCCUGAUUUAAGUUAUCAAUUUGUGUCUGGAAAUUGUUUAUUGUAUGAGGAGUUGUCUUAUGAUCGUGAUGAGCUUAAGAGAGAACAUGAUUCCUUGGUUAGUCAGUUAACCGAAUACCAAAAAUAUGUAUACGAUACUGUACUUGGAGAUGUUAAAUGUCAUAAUGGUGGAUUAUAUUUUUUGUAUGGUUAUGGGGGUACAAGCAAAACUUUUGUUUGGAAAACUUUGUCAGCUGCUAUUCGUUCAAAAGGUGAUAUUGUCUUAAAUGUUGCUUCGAGUGGCAUUGCUUCUCUUCUUAUGCCUGGUGGUAGAACUGUUCAUACUCGGUUUGUUAUACCUAUUCAGAUUAAUGAGGAUUCAACAUGUAACAUAGCACAAGGUAGUGAUCCUGCUGAGUUAAUAAUCAAAUGCAAACUAAUAAUUUGGGAUGAGGCACCAAUGAUGCAUAAACACUUAUUUGAAGCAUUAGAUCGAACAAUGAGAGAUCUAAUGAGGUUUGAAAAUGUCUUAAGUGGAAGUCUGACUAUUGGGGGUAAGACUGUUGUUCUUGGUGAUGAUUUUCGACAAAUUUUACCAGUGAUUCCAAAGGGUUCAAGACAAGAUAUUGUUGGGGCAAGCAUUAACUCCUCUUAUCUGUGGAACAGUUGUAAGGUUCUAAGGCUAACUAAAAUAUCAAGAUUACAAUCAGUAGGAGAUGUUGAUUGUCGUGCACGAACUGAGAAUUUUGCUAAUUGGAUAGCUGCUAUAGGUGAUGGUGAAAUUGGUGUGGAAGAUGAUGGCCAUACAAGCAUAGACAUUCCAAAAGACAAUUUGUUACAAAUUUCAGGUGAUCCUAUUGAAGCAAUAGUUAACAACACAUUCCCAAUGUUUCUUACUGAUUCUUUUGAUAUGCGGCAUUUGAAUGGCCGAGCUAUAUUAGCACCAACUCUAGAUGUAAUUAAUGAAAUCAAUCAGUAUAUGCGUAAUUUGAAUCCGAUGGAUGGAAAACAUAUUUUAGUUGUGACAGUGUUUGUCACUCUAAUGCACGUACAGAUUCAUUUGCUCAACUACAUACCCUGGAAUUCUUGA